AUGAGCCAGGCCAGUGCCAGCGCGCUCCCGCCCGGCAGGCCCCGGAGGCAGCCCUUCGCCCACCCAGAGAGCCCCUCUUUGGAAUCCAGUUUCUAUUCUUCUCCACCUGUGAAUUUCCUCCAAGAACUGCCGAGUUACCGGUCCAUUGCACGCAAGAGGACGAUCAUCCCUUCCCGAGACAAGCAGAGUGGCAUUUUGCUGAAGCCGACAGACUCUUACACCUCCCAGCGGGAGGGAGAAAUCGCGGAAAACCUCAACAGCCAGUCCAUUCGGAAGUAUGCGCUGAACAUCUCUGAGAAGCGGAGGCUAAGGGAAAUUCAGGAGACCCAAAUGAAGUAUUUAUCCGAGUGGGACCAGUGGAAACGGUAUAGCAGCAAGUCCUGGAAGAGGUUCCUGGAGAAAGCUCGUGAGAUGAUGACCCACCUGGAGCUGUGGCGAGAGGACAUUCGCAGCAUAGGAGGGAAAUUUGGCACUGGGAUUCAGUCCUAUUUCUCUUUCCUGCGAUUUCUGGUGUUGCUGAAUUUGGUCAUAUUUCUGAUCAUCUUCAUGUUGGUUUUGCUCCCAAUAUUGCUCACGGAAUACAAGGUUACCAACAGCAGCUUCGUGCUCAUUCCAGCCAAAGACAUAGAUAUUCAAUGCACAGUAUAUCCAAUAAGUAGUUCUGGACUCAUCUAUUUUUACAGUUAUAUCAUAGACCUGCUCUCUGGCACUGGCUUCUUGGAAAAGACCUGCCUCUUUUAUGGACAUUACACCAUUGACGGGGUGAAAUUUCAGAAUUUCACCUAUGAUUUGCCUCUGGCCUAUUUGUUAAGCACAAUUGCCUACCUGGCCCUGAGCCUUCUUUGGAUAGUGAAAAGGUCGGUGGAAGGGUUCAAAAUCAACCUGAUCCAGAGUGAGGAGCACUUCCAGAGUUACUGCAACAAGAUCUUUGCCGGCUGGGACUUCUGCAUCACCAGCCAGAGCAUGGCGGACCUCAAGCACAGCAGCCUGCGGUACGAGCUCCGAGCAGACCUGGAGGAAGAAAGAAUCCGGCAGAAAAUAGCGGAAAGGACCACUGAAGAAACAAUACGGAUUUACUCUCUGAGACUGUUCUUGAACUGUAUUGUUCUGGCUGUGUUAGUGGCAUGCUUUUAUGCAAUCUAUAAAGCAACUAUAUUCUCACAAGAACACAUGCAAAAAGAAAUUGACAAGAUGAUUUUCGGAGAGAACCUCUUGAUUUUGUACCUGCCUUCUAUUGUGAUCACUCUGGCCAAUUUUAUCACCCCAGUGAUCUUCGCCAGGAUCAUCCACUAUGAGGAUUACUCCCCGGGCUUCGAGAUCAGGCUGACAAUCCUUAGGUGUGUCUUCAUGCGGCUGGCGACCAUCUGUGUGCUGGUGUUCACCCUGGGCUCCAAGAUUACAUCCUGUGAUAACAACUCGUGUGAGCUCUGUGGCUACAACCAGAAACUCUACCCGUGCUGGGAAACCCAAGUUGGGCAGGAAAUGUACAAGCUGAUGAUCUUUGACUUCAUCAUCAUCUUGGCUGGGACACUUUUUGUGGAUUUUCCCAGAAAGCUCCUGGUGACGAACUGCUCCUCCUGGAAGCUGGUACAGUGCUGGGGGCAGCAGGAAUUUGCCAUUCCAGAUAACGUUCUGGGCAUCGUGUAUGGGCAAACCAUUUGCUGGAUUGGAGCCUUUUUCUCGCCCCUCCUCCCUGCCAUUGCAACCGUGAAAUUCAUCAUCAUCUUCUACGUGAAAGAGGUGAGCCUUCUUCACACCUGCAGACCCUCCCGAAAGCAGUUCAGAGCAUCCAAUUCUAAUUUCUUCUUCCUGCUGGUGUUGUUGAUCGGCCUGUGCUUGGCAGUAAUACCGCUGACAAUCAGCAUGGCACACAUCCCUUCCUCCAAAGCCUGUGGGCCGUUCAUCAACUCCAACACCACCUGGGAGGUGGUCCCCAAGACGGUGAGCACCUUCCCCAGCUCGCUCCAGUCCCUGGUCCACGGCAUCACGUCGGAAGCCUUUGCGGUGCCUUUCUUCAUGAUCAUCUGCCUCGUUAUGUUUUACUUCAUUGCCCUGGCCGGAGCGCAUAAGCGGGUGGUCGUCCAGCUCCGAGAGCAGCUGUCCCUGGAAAGCCGCGACAAGCGUUACCUCAUCCAGAAACUAACGGAAGCCCAGAGGGACAUGAGGAACUGA
Messenger RNA from Pipistrellus nathusii (Nathusius's pipistrelle), 2172 nucleotides. NCBI's taxonomy places the organism in Eukaryota, Metazoa, Chordata, Mammalia, Chiroptera, Vespertilionidae. The record is from the annotation of a GenBank genome assembly.